Messenger RNA from Puntigrus tetrazona (Sumatra barb), 6622 nucleotides. RefSeq names its product phosphatidylinositol-3,4,5-trisphosphate-dependent Rac exchange factor 2 (gene prex2). The record is from RefSeq and is a predicted model, not a curated record. Gene Ontology annotation, biological process: intracellular signal transduction. Bases 318 to 5120 code for a protein of 1600 amino acids. NCBI's taxonomy places the organism in Eukaryota, Metazoa, Chordata, Actinopteri, Cypriniformes, Cyprinidae. Gene Ontology annotation, molecular function: guanyl-nucleotide exchange factor activity; protein binding. The transcript is spliced from 40 exons.
CAGCCAUUUAUUUCCUGUCCUUUUCAUGCUGGAGGGAGGCUGGAUUUAGGAUGAAGGUCUUGGGAGUCACAUGGAGCAAAGUUUUUGAUUGAUGUCCAAAAGCCAUUACUACACUUUUCUCAGGCGCGUAGAGUAGUGCUGAACUUUGACGCCGCUUCUGAAUGCAGCCGAUUGGUAGAUUGUUUUUAAAUUGCGUUCAUUUGUUCUGGUGAACUCGUCCGCUGCUUUUCCCAUCAUGUUUCAAGCCUCCAGUCGGCGUCAAUUCGUUUAAACUUCUCCUCUUGCAGACUUUGAAGACUCUCAAGAAGACCGUCGAAAUGACCGAGGAGAGCAAAGCCGAGCACAGAGCCGAAAGUGGGAAAGAUUUAGAGAAACAGCUCCGUUUGCGAGUUUGUGUUUUGAACGAACUUUUGAAGACCGAACGGGAUUAUGUUGGGACGCUGGAGUUUCUCUCGGUACUUCUUCAUCGCCUCAAUCAGUAUGCUGUGUCUAAAAUUGAUAAGAAUAUCACAGAGGAAACCGUCAAGGUGCUGUUUUCUAACCUGGAAGAGAUCCUGUCUGUGCACAGGGACUUCCUGUCCAUGGUCGAAGAGCUUCUGCAGCCCGACCCCAACCCGUAUCAUGAAGUGGGUCGCUGCUUCCUGCACUUUAGAGGAAGGUUUCAGAUUUACGACGAGUACUGUGGGAAUCAUGAGAAAGCCCAGAGGCUUCUGCUGGAGCUCAAUAAGAUCAGGACAGUACGCACACUUCUGCUGAACUGCAUGUUGCUGGGCGGUAGGAAGAACACAGAGGUUCCUUUGGAGGGAUACUUGGUUGCACCCAUCCAGAGGAUCUGUAAAUAUCCAUUACUCCUGAGAGAGCUGCUGAAAAGAACCCCAAAGAAACACAACGACUACUUGAUGGUGCAGGAGUCGCUGCAGGUGAUGAAAGCCGUUUGCUCCAGUAUCAAUGAGGCCAAAAGGCAGAUGGAGAAGCUGGAGGUGCUGGAAGAGUGGCAGUCUCAUAUCGAGGGCUGGGAGGGCUCCAACAUCACAGACAGCUGUACGGAGAUGCUCAUGCAGGGAGUUCUGCUGAAGAUCUCUGCGGGGAACAUCCAGGAACGCAUCUUCUUCCUCUUUGACAACUUGCUGGUGUACUGUAAGAAGAAGAACAGGCGUUUGAAAAACAGUAAGACGGCCACCGAGGGUCCUCGUUAUCUGUUCCGAGGUCGAAUCAACACAGAGGUCAUGGAGGUGGAGAACGUGGAUGAUGGAACAGCGGAUUACCACAGCAGCGGGAACAUCGUGAACAACGGCUGGAAGAUCCACAACACAGCGAAGAACAAGUGGUUCGUCUGCAUGGCGAAGACGCCGGAGGAGAAGCAGGAGUGGCUGGAGGCCAUUUUAAAAGAGAGAGAAAGACGAAAAACAUUGCGACUGGGCAUGGAGCAGGACACCUGGGUGAUGAUAUCUGAGAAAGGCGAGAAGCUUUAUAACCUCAUGUGUAAACAGGGCCACCUCAUUAAAGACCGCAAGCGCAAACUCACCACCUUCCCCAAGUGCUUCCUUGGAAGUGAGUUUGUGUCUUGGCUGAUGGAGAUCGGAGAGACCAAUAACCCCGAGGAAGGGGUUCAUUUGGGCCAGGCACUUCUGGAAAAUGGCAUCAUCCACCAUGUCACAGACAAGCACCAGUUUAAGCCGGAGCCGAUGCUCUAUAGGUUUCGCUAUGAUGACGGGACAUACCACCCUCGCAGCGACAUGCAGGAUGUCAUCUCCAAGGGUGUGAGGCUGUUCUGCAGACUCCAUAGUUUAUUCACACCGGUGAUCAGGGAUAAGGAUUAUCAUCUACGAACGUAUAAAUCGGUGGUGAUGGCCAACAAGCUGAUAGACUGGUUGAUAGCACAGGGUGACUGCCGAAGCAGAGAAGAGGCUCUGAUCUUGGGGGUGGAGCUGUGUGACAAUGGAUUCAUGCAUCAUGUUUUGGAAAAAAGCGAAUUUAAGGACGAGCCUCUUCUAUUUCGCUUCUUUGCCGACGAAGAGAUGGAGGGUUCCAACACCAAACACAAACCCAUAAAGCACGAUCUAAAAAUAGUGGAGAAUGUCAUCGCCAAGUCGCUGCUGAUAAAGCCAAGUGAAGGAGGCUAUGGCUUCACGCUAGAAGACCGAAACAGAGUGCCCAUCGUCAAAUCGGUGGAGAAAGGUUCUCAUGCUGAGAUGGCCGGUCUGGAAGUGGGGAAAAAAAUCUUUGCUAUUAAUGGGGACCUGGUCUUCUUGAGACCUUUCCAGGAGGUGGAGAACUUCCUAAAGCAGUGCUUCCACAGCAAAGGUCCCAUCAGAGUACUGGUCAGCACCAAACCCAGAGAGACUGUGAAGAUCCCAGAUUCUGCAGACGGUUUGGGCUUUCAGAUCCGGGGGUUUGGGCCAUCUGUGGUGCAUGCGGUUGGCAGAGGCACCGUUGCGGCAGUCGCAGGCCUUCACCCGGGUCAAUGCAUCAUUAAAGUGAAUGGCAUCAAUGUGAGCAAAGAAAGCCACGCCAGUGUCAUCGCCCACGUCACAGCCUGCAGGAAGUACCGGCGUCCCACACAGCAAGACUCAAUUAAAUGGGUGUACAACAACAGUGAGAGUGCACAGGAAGACCACCGGAGAACCAAUCAGAAGCCUGCUGCAGGGGAGAACGGAGAUGUGUUUGAGUGUAAAGUUGAAGAAGUCAUGGACAAGUUCAACACAAUCGCUAUAAUAGAUGGAAAAAAAGAUCACGUGAGCCUGACGGUGGAUAACGUGUAUCUGGAGUACGGUGUCAUGUACGAGUACGACAGCACGGCUGGGAUGAAGUGUCACGUCUUAGAGAAAAUGGUGGAACCAAAAGGCUUUUUCAGCCUCACGGCCAAGAUUUUAGAAGCCUUGGCCAGGAACGAUGAGCAAUUGGUGCAGACUUGCAGUCGACUGAGCUCCAGCACAGAGCUCAUCCCUGAGGACCUGCAGACCAGAUUCAGUGCAAUGUGCGGCGAGAGACUGGAGCAUAUCAAUCGAAGAAUCACCAAUUACAGGAAGUUUUCACGGGUUUUGAAGAACAGAGCCUGGCCCACGUUCAAGCAGGCAAAGACCAAGGUUUCCCCUCUACACAGCAGUGACUUCUGCCCCACUAACUGUCACAUCAACGUAAUUGAGGUGUCUUAUCCCAAGACCACUACUUCCCUUGGUAGUGCCUUUGGAGUUCAGCUGGACAACAGGAAGAACACUCUAGAGAAAGGAGGCCGCAAUUCAGAGCAGGGCAAACUGAACCCCAUGGUUUACGUCCAGCAUAGUAUCACGAGCAUGGCCGCUCCAUCAGGACACAGUCUGAGCAGGGCAGAAGGUCACGGUCUGCGCUUCCUGCUCCGAGAGGACGACCUGCUCAUCCUGGACGCGUACCACAAACUUCUGACCAAACUCACCACUGUUGUCAAAGAGAUGGAGUGCUACGCCGCCCAGAUUCAUGAUUUGCUCUCUUCUAUUACACAUCCCACAGGGUCUGAAGGGAAGCCCACAGAGAGCUACAUUUCAGCUGAGAGUGAGAGUGAGAAAAGUGAACGCAAUGGGAAGAAAGUGUGUUUUAAUGUGACCGGAGAUGAGCAGGAGGACUCGGGUCACGACACCAUCAGCAACAGGGACUCCUAUAGUGAUUGCAACAGCAACAGGAACUCCAUAGCGUCGUUCACCAGCAUCUGCAGCAGUCACUGCAGCUCUUACGUUCACAGCGACGAGAUGGACUCAGGUGACGAGAUGCCAACCAGUGUAUGGAUAUCUCAUGACAAGCAGAAGAAGCUACACGGCUUCCUGGAGCAUCUGUUCAGUCAGGUGGAGUCCAUCACCAGUUUGUUGAAAGGGGCAACUGUGACUCGAGCCUUUGAACAGACCAAGUGUUUCACUCCGGGACGGGGACUUCAAGAGUUUCACCAGGACAUGGAGCCCAAGCUCAACUGCACCAAGAAACUGCGGCUCCACGUCAAGCAGGAUCCGUGGAACCUGCCCAGCAGCGUUCAGACUCUCACACACACCAUCGGCAGAUUUGCGGAAGAGGUGAAAACGCGCCUAUUGUUGGUCCUGCUUCAAUACACAGACUCGGAGAUUCAGUUGAGGAGAGAUAUGGUGUUCAGCCAGAGUCUGGUGGCGGCGGUUUGUUCUUUCUCUGAGCAGUUGUUGGCUGUGCUAAAUCAAGCUCUCAGCGCUGAGAGUGAAAGUCAGGAAGCCAGUUGCCGCUGGCUGGAGCAGAUCUCCUCCGCUGGUCUUCUGUUGCAUUUCCAGUCCCUGCUCUCUCCCAACUUGACGGAUGAGCAGGCCAUGCUAGAAGACACACAAGUUGCUCUCAUAGACCUGGAGAAGGUCACCUUUUAUUUCCGGCAGUUUGAAGGAGAGCCUCUUGUUGCUAACAUGCCCAUCUCAUACCAAGUUGAGGGCACACGACAGGCUUUGAAGGUCUGUUUUUACCUGGAGGCAUUCUACUUCCAGCAGUUACCCCAGAGACUAAGACACGGUGGUAGCUUCAAAAUCUACCCCGUCCUCUUCACCCAGGCCUUGGAGAGCAUGGAGGGAUAUUAUUACCGAGAAAAUGUGUCAGUGGAAGAGUAUCAGGCCCAAAUCAAUGCUGGAUCUCUGGAGAAGGUCAAGCAGUACUACAAGAGACUCCGGGCCUUUUAUCUGGAUAAAUCAAACCUUCCCCCGAGCUCGGCUCCAAAAGCAGCCUUCAUAGACAAGCUGAUGCGUCCUCUGAAUGCUCUGGAUGAGUUGUACAGACUGAUGGAAAGUUUUAUCUCGUGUCGGCGGACGGCCGCGUGCCAGUUCACAGCCUGUGGAGCGUCUGGAGUUGGGCUGCUCACCGUGGCCUCGGAGCUGUGCAGCCGCUUGGGAGCUUGUCACAUCGUCAUGUGUAACAGCGGAGUACACCGUUGUACUCUGAGUGUCACGCUGGAACAGGCCAUUCUUCUGGCCCGAAAUCACGGUUUGCCCCCACGAUGCAUCAUGCAGGCCACUGACGUCAUGAGGAAGCAGGGAGCAAGAGUGCAGAAUUCAGCCAAGAACCUGGGAGUGAGAGACCGCACCCCAUCAACAGUGCCAAGAUUGUACAAACUGUGCCAGCCUCCACCUCCUGACGGUGACCCCUGAACCCUGGUCUUCAGCAGAUACGGGCCGUCUUUGGUCCAUCUCCAGACGACACACACACACACACACACACACACACACACACACACACACACACUCCUCACUCCUGCUCGGAGGCAGAUCUGUCACCUCUCGACUCAAAGGAUUCACAGCAUAAUAUCUAUUGACUUUUUGUCAUAGCUUUUUAAAGGCACCCUUAUUUUUUUAUUUCACGCUCCGCUACGGCGCUUCUUAUUCUAGAUCAAACAAACAGGAUGUAUGAUCUCCCGGCCGCCGUCAAGUCAUUCACAAAAACAGAGUAUCAAUCGCGAUGUCUGUUUCAAAUAAUGUCAUUCGUCGUGUAAAAAGAAAUAUGUAUGUUAAAGCGUAACUUUUGUUCAUAGUUCAUAUUUGGGCAUAGCAUCCAAAAGCAUCAUUUCAACCGUAUGUGCAUUUUUUCACUUCAUCUAUUGUCAUAUAAAUCUUUAAUAUGUAUAGGUUUGGCUUCCACAUUAUUAGGUUUCUCAACUUAGAGUUUAUUAACACCAUAGUGCAUUAAGCUACAUGUUGCAGCCUUGGUGCUGCAGUCUCAGUGAAUACGGAGUGACAUACAGUACUGGAAAGUUCAUACGACACGGUCAUCAGUGUUAUAGAUUUAUAUAUUUGUCACACUUACGUCAUUUAAAAGGAAAUCAGCACUCAGGAGUUGUCGUUACGUGUUAUAUUAAUGUUGCUUAAAAUAACAAAUUAAUCGAUCAUCACUAUGCAAUACCGAGAAACCGCUCUAAACGGGAAUCGUUUAUUAACUCCAAGCUCCAUUAAGUUCCAUUUGGAGAAAUGAAAAUAUUUUAUACAUUGCAUCUGUCUGAAUGAAUACGCUCUCGAUAAAAGCAGCCAGAAGGGAACACGCAUUCGUGUGAAAAUGUUACUGUAAAAUAAGUUUUCACUUAAAAAAGACAAUUAUUUAUUUUGUCAUUAAACUAACCCAUUUUUGAGAUUUUCCAAAUACAUUUAUCUUUUUUCCCGCCCUGUUAUUACAAUAAACUGUAAUGUCAAAUUGUAAUUAAUUUCAAAUAAAAAUGUUUAAGAGAAAACGUGUAUAAAAGGCUGUGUGGCUAAAUAUUUAUGCAAAAGACUUUACCGGUGAUUUUGAUUUGGGUUUGUGCUGCAAAUCUGUCACAGAUCUCUCCAGUGAAUGUAUUUAGUCUGUGUUUGACAGUGUGCAUGUGCUGAGUGCACACAAACUCCCAGCUGCUUCAUGUGCUGUGCUGUCAUCCAUCAAAUGUGCAGCUGGUAUCGGACCAGUUAAAGUCUUCAGGAAUCUCACUAAUGGCCUCUGUAUGUAGGCAACUGUCUUUGACAAACAUUGUUUACCUGUCAUCAUUUCCCUGAGCUCAUUGUCACUUGCCGUUUUUGCAAAUGGUUUCCAGAUGUUCUGUAAUAACUUAGUGCCACCAAUAUAGUAAUAAACCAGUGGUGGCUAUGUUUUAGUUAGGAAAAGAAAGAGAAAACAAUUAUAUUUUAAA